Molecule: messenger RNA, 1156 nt
Organism: Phragmites australis (common reed)
Lineage: Eukaryota; Viridiplantae; Streptophyta; Magnoliopsida; Poales; Poaceae
Exons: 1
Coding region: 132-830 (232 amino acids)
Molecular function (GO): protein binding
Source: RefSeq, a predicted model, not a curated record
ACCUACCACACCUACCACCAAACCAGCCUGGGUUUCAGUUUUCCUCCACCAAACUCCGCCGUCGCUCUGUUCUUGCCAAACUCAAAAGCCUUCGCAAUCUCCGCGGCGCAACGCAAACCCUAGCCGCCACCAUGGCCUUCCUUCCCUCUACCGCUGCCAUCUCCCUCCGCGCCCACCUCUACCUAGGCUCCUCCUCCCGGCGCCGCUCCGUCCUCCCCACUGCCGUCAAUUCCACAGCCAACUCCAACUCCACAUCUCCGCACCCCAUCCUUUCCUCCCUCCGCCUCGCGGCCUCCGCCGCCGUCCUCCUCGCGGCCACCGCCCCGGCAAUCGCUUGCACCCCGUCCCUGCCCGUGUCCACGCCCCCACCGACCGCACUAACGGCUACGGUCUCCCCUGACGACCCCAUCCCCGACGACGACUCCCACCCCUUUGAGAAGCUCAUCGCCGAGACUGCCGCGCUCGUCCGCUUCGGCGGUGGGGACCUCGCGCGCGCGCGCCUCUCAUCCGCUGCCUUCGGGAGCGACGAGAUAUGCGCACGCCUCCUCGCGGCGCAGGCGCUGUUCGUGGACGGCAAGGUGGAGGAGGCGAUCGCCGACUUCGAGGAGCUCGCGCGGGAGGACCCCGGCGACUACCGCCCCCUGUUCUGCCAGGGCAUGCUGUACUUCGCUCUGGGCAGGACGGAGGAAUCGGUUUCGGUGCUCGUGCGCUGCCGCGAGGUUGCCGGCGGCAAAUUCGACCCCGAUUUCACAAUGGUUUCCUCGCCGGCCGAUGCGGCGGUGGCGGACGCGGAAUCGGGGUGCAGAGAAGGUGGAGGCAGCGGCGCUUGAGCCGGUGAAGGUGCGAGCGGACUCUGGAGCGGACGCGGGAUCUAAAUAAGGUAGCAUUUUGGUCUCUUCUUGUGAAGGGUAACUACAGAUCAGAGCUCAUGCUCUGAUGAUACGGGUAGAGAAAAAUUCGAAACGGCGAUGCCUGUCUUGCUAUUCUGAUUCGUAGGAUGCGUGUAUUAGAUGUGCAUUUUACAUGACCUGAUAAUAAAUUGAAGCGAUCAUGAGAAGGUGAUGCUUUCAAGGGCGAACAUGUAUUUUUCUCUUUUUGUCACCGAUUAAUGUGAUAAUUUUGUGACCUUGAAUGAACUUGGAGACCCCUUUUAACA